UAAAAUAAUAGGAUAAUUCGGCUCAUUCGGGUAAUGUACGCCAUGUGAUGAACUCACCAAAAACCGUUCCAAUAAAUAAAGAAAAGCAGCUGGUAAAGUUUUUCCAUAGUUAGACACAAGGUGUCUCACACAUAUCAUCCGCGGAUAUCCUAGGAUCGGAUCGUAUCGGAUUUCGAGUAGAACCGGGAGCCGAUCCGAUCCUAAAGCGAGCAAAUCCGAUCCGAUCCGAUCCUGUAUUUAUCCGAUCCUAUCCUACGGAUCGGUUAAUUUAGGAUACGGAUUACCAUCCCUAAGUAUUCCAUUUGACGUCAUUAGUAUUAAAUCUUAUCAACACAAUUGCAUCAUAUGUAUAUAACAUCAUCGUACGAUAUUGGAAUUCAAACUCUGGAUGAAUCUCACCUGUUAUGCUUUGAUUAUGAUUAUUCACAUACAUAAUUAAACACACCCACUUUUAUCGAUAAAACGUGUUUAAAUUAUUAUCAAGUAAAAGCAUGCUUCCCCACUCCCAAACAUAUCGAGAUAAAUAAGUUCAAUAUUUGACAACUGUUAACGAAUAUUUAUAUAAAUAAUUAAUUAAUCAAUGAAUCAAUCCAUUCAUCUGGUGCGACACGUUUCAAAGUACAAGCAACUGAACACAUUUUCUGCAGGAACGUCUUGUAAAAUUUAAGAGAAAAAUGAGGGGUCUUAUUUUCUGCUUGGUUGUCAUAUUCGCGUUUGCAUAUGGUCAGCAAGCAGGUCCAGAAGAAAACAUCUCCGCCUACUUUCAACGCCUCUUGGAAGAAUUCCGUGACCGUAUGGAAACCGGUCACCCAGAAAUUGGAAUGCCGAUAUUAGACCCACUUCCCGAUACGCCAAGAAACCAUGAUUGGGAGUAUAGGAACUUUUUUGGAUUCUUAGAAUCUAUGGGGGUGGCGUCUUCUUGGGAUGGAGAAAUUUGGGGCUUAUCCAAGUUUGAGAUCAAAAACGUUACUACAGCUAUUGAUCAGUGGGGUGUGACGCUGCAUUUCUUGUUAGAUUUUCCGGAUUAUAUGCAUUAUGGCAACUAUUCAACUUCCGGUUUCAUGCCUUAUUUGUUGGGCACUGAUCUUCCUAUUGGUGGAAAUGGAUCGUAUCUCGUCCAAGCAACCAAGGGAUUUCCGAACGGGACGGCAUACCCAUGGGGAGGGAGCAGCCAUUUGAUGGACAUGUCCCCCUGGCUCAACAUCAACGACGAUGGGACAAUGUGGCUCCAAAAUGUGCACGGCUAUGUUCGCCAUUACGAAAACAGGUCGUCCGAGGUGUGGGGGCUCACGCCAGGAAUUGACAUUCCCAUCACCGAUCGAGUUCAAACAAUUUUGGACAGUUAUGGCACAUAUUUGACCGCCAAAAUUGACCAGGCAGGAAGGAACGAUAUGUACAAGGGUCUCCUGGACUAUUUGACUUGGGCAAUUGAUGGAGUCCUCUAUCAAGACGUGGUUGAUGGGAAGUACAAUAAGUAACUCAAUCACCGACCGCAAUCUACACCGGAAUAACCGUGUUAAACUUACGUAUAAAUAUCUAUGUACAUAUAUGUCCAAGUUGAGAUUAAUUUAAGAAAAUAUUGCAUUUCUUAUAUGCAACCUGUUUACACGUCCUAAAUUAUUUAUAUCUAGUCAACUAUUUAUUUAUGCCGUUUUGGAUUAUUAUCGUAACAAGCUUUGUUGAAAAAUGAAUUUUAAAAUCAUAACUUUUGCAAGGAUUUUAUAAUCACAUUUUCUGAAAUUCGAUUGUUUUGACGGCGAAAAAGAUAUUCAGUUACUGUUAAAAGCAUAGCAUAAUAAUAUUGUUAAAUUUUUACUCAUUAAUUUAUGAUCAGUAUGAAAACGGAAUUGGCAUGUGUGGGAGUUAUCAAAUUACUCGUUGAGUAAUUUUCUCGAUACAUUUUGAAUUUAAUAGUAGUUAGGAGUUGUCAAAUGAUAUGUAGAGUUAUUAGUAUGCUGUAAUUUUAAUUAUAAAAUUAAUAAUAUGCCAUUAUAGAAUAGCAUUUUCAUGGAACAUAAGAUGCCCAUGAAAAAUGGUAUGUUCAAUAUCGAGCGGGUGAGGGAUGCGGAAAUAAGAGUGUAAGUGGGAUAGUGAGGAAAAAGGGACGCGUGGGUUCUGUUGAGAGAAGUGGGAAGUAUUUUUUAGUGGUCGGUGUGUAGAAGUUAAGGAGAGCUAAGAUUCCUCUUCCGCAAAAACUUAAUUAAAAAUAUUUGAUUAAUAAUUGUUUAGUCCAUAUAGUUGAUUUCUCGUUGAAAUAAAUUGAUUUGAGAGUAAAG
This is a messenger RNA of Folsomia candida, 2276 nucleotides long. RefSeq lists its product as uncharacterized. Lineage: Eukaryota; Metazoa; Arthropoda; Collembola; Entomobryomorpha; Isotomidae. The record is from RefSeq and is a predicted model, not a curated record. The transcript is spliced from 6 exons. The coding region runs from base 675 to 1478 and encodes 267 amino acids.